AUGGCUACCGCCAGUCACAUCGAAUUGGAUCCGGCAUCUGCUGGCGUAUAUCAUGCACCAGAUAUCACGACCCAGUCGGGCAAAGUUGCAAGUCAACUGCUCCAAGACAACCAUGAUAAGUUUCAUAUGUAUUUCAACCCAAGUGGCUUUCACAACCAUAUUGCCCAUCAUUUAUUGACGCUGUAUUCGUUGGGUGCCACUCCUGAUGAAUUAAAGCGAGCCUUUGAUCAUAAUAAAGGAUAUCAGAGACCUCUUCCCAAGGUUCAAGAUCGAGUGGUCGAGGAUAUGACCGAUCGGGAGAAGUUCAAACAAUAUCUCGGAAAGGAGCGGUAUUUCCAUGACUAUGAGACUUAUUUCCGCAAGGAAAUCGACCACAAAGGGUGGGAGGCUGUUUUGAAUGAGCAUUUGUUUGCUGGAGACGAGCAUGCUGAAGCACUGCUUACGCGCAUGUAUGCUGGGUUUCUUCAUCCCAUCAUUCACCUAGGGUUUGGAAUUGAGUUCAAACAGCCUGCGAUCAUCGUUGAGGCACUUGCUCAGGCGGCCACCCAUGAUGGCUGGAUGGGUCAAUUCCUGAUUGGGGCUGAGGAGAAGGCCAAAAGUGGCACCGAGUCAAAGAGUUUGGUUCAAUUGAUCCACGAAGCACGGCAGAAUGACAAACUUCGAUCAUCACCCCACUGGGAAGAUGGGAAUAAAGUCCGAGACGGUGUACUCCAACGUGCACCGGAAGAGAUGUUCGAUCUCGCUGCUCAAUGGAAAGUGAAACCUGACGAACUCGAGCAGAAAACAGCUGAGAUGAUCGGGGCGUCAAUCUAUUUCACUGGAGCGGCUCAACGCCCAACCAAGAAGAUCAAGUUUGAUUUCUACUUCAUGCAUUGCGUGAACAGUUCGAUCUUCUUCUCAACCUUGGUCAAGGAACCCUGGCUCAGCAAGGAAAACAAGUGUCGAAUAUUGGAAUGGAAAGGGCGGACUGAUCUUGCCUUGUAUGUCUCCCGUGCAUGUCCUGAACCGCUGCUCGAUGAGAUCAAAAAUUAUCAACCAAAACAGAAAGAUAGUGGUUGGGCAGGCAUUACCCGGAGAGUCGAUCAACUCCCUGACGACGGGCAUGCAAGCAAGUUGGUUCGAGCCAUAGCUCACGGCCAGCAGGCAUGUAAACCCUACGAAAACUUACCGGAUGAUGUGUUCCCUCUCAAGGGAGAUAUGUGGGAAUUGUUGGGACAUAUGGCUAUCGACUCGGUUGAAAAUAACCAAGAGGAUAACUGGGUUCGAAGUGCUGGGUUCGAUCAGGCUUGGGACGAUGUGCCUGAAAGAGCGAAAUUAUGA
Exophiala bonariae is the source of this 1320-nucleotide messenger RNA. RefSeq lists its product as uncharacterized. Bases 1 to 1320 code for a protein of 439 amino acids. Lineage: Eukaryota; Fungi; Ascomycota; Eurotiomycetes; Chaetothyriales; Herpotrichiellaceae. Gene Ontology annotation, molecular function: oxidoreductase activity. The record is from RefSeq and is a predicted model, not a curated record. The transcript has 2 exons.